AGUGAACUCAACUGUGGAUUGAGAUGCAUGGGUGACCGUCUCCAUCCAUUGCUAGUGUGAUGAUCGCGUUGCCUUGCAUUGCAGCCCGUUAAUGCGGCGGUCAUCAUGAUGAUCGAUGGUGGCCGCCGCACUAGCUACCUAGUCAUCACACUAACUAUAUGCGUAUGAUAAAAGGCUUUCAAGCAAGAAAAGAAAAGGAAAGAAAGAAAGAAAGAAGCGGUUGGGUGGGUGGGUCAAAGGCUACUAUGUCUAUUCUAUGUAUAUGUAUAUGGUUGACGAAAAAGAGAUGGAUCGGAUCGGAUCUCCUUAUAGCUUGUGAUCGAUGCUACAUAUAUUCGAUACCAUAUGUAUGGCUAAGCGAUCGACUUGUAUUUAGUAUAUUUGUUCGUUUCAUUAUGAUGAAAUUUCUCAAUUGUAGUACUUACCAGCUGGAUGGUUGACUUUCCAUGCAUGGAUAGAUCGUGGCUGAAGCAAGAUCUGGGAUGGAUUCAGGUGUUCUCCAUCUCCAUCCAUGUGUGGUGUCCUUUCCUUUUGGAUGGAUGGAUGGAUGCGUCGACAAAGAAAGAAAGUUUACCACCACCCGGCCCACCAAGAUGCAGAUACCACCAGCUAACCUCACCUCACUAGAUUCUUUUUAAAAAAAAAAAACAUGUAUUAGAGAACCGUCUAGUGAUGCAAAUAAAUCCCUUUGGGGUAUAAUCUUAUGGAACAUAUAUAAAUCAUCUCUUAAUUUAAAUUGGCCAGGAUCGAGUUGGUUCCUCAUUAGCAACCAACGCUCGCUUUUAAGAAAAAAGAUUGCCCUUGUCUUGGUUGGUCCCAUUGCUCCACUCUCUCUAGCUACUCUACCACUCUUACAUGAUAUAGUUAUCCCGUAGCGGGCCAUAAAGAAAUAGUUAUUAAACUAAACAAAUGAAGUGAAAUCAAGUCCAGCGAUUAAACGCCUUCCAUUCUUCUUGUCUGUCUUGACGUACACCUCCUGCUGCCUCCUCAGUCAGACCACUUGUGUGUUGUGUACAGGCACUAUAAAAUCAUUGCAACCAGUUGCCCCUUGCUUUCUUCUUCUUCUUCUUCUUUCCGGCAGAGGCAGACUGCCAGUCGUCUUGCUACUGGCUGCUUCUUGCUUCCAUUGACAUCGAUCAUACUCGUAGCACCUACAGAGGCUGCUUAAUAAUUAGAAUAUAUUAUAUAGAGAUCCGGCCGGUCGACAUGCCCAUGGCUCUCGAGUCAUGGCUCACCAAGGUCCGCUCGGCCAUGUCCUCCGCCAAGUCUUCAGGGGCGCCUCCGGGCCCUGGCCCCAGGAACAAGAGCACCGUCGGCAUCCUCGCCUUCGAGGUCGCCAGCCUCAUGUCCAGGCUCCUCCACAUCUGGCGCGCCGUCGGUGACGCCGCCGUCGCGCGCCUCCGCCACGAGAUCAUCAACCUCGACGGCGUCCGCAAGCUCGUCUCCGACGACGACGACUACCUCCUCGGCCUCGCCUGCGCCGAGCUCGUCGACGCGCUCAGGGCCGCUUCCGACUCCGUCGCCGCGCUCGCCGCCCGCUGCGCGGACCCCGCCCUCCGUGACUUCAGGGACGCCUUCCUGGAGUUGGCCGACACCGGCCGCGACCGGCACCGGUGGGCGGCGCCCACCUGGAAGGAGAUGGAGGCGAGGGCGCACAAGAUGGACAAGCAGGUGGCCAGCACCACCGCGCUCCGCCGGGCCAUGGAGGAGCUAGCAGAGGCCGAGCACGGCCUCCGGAAGCUCCUCCAGCUCCAGUGCGGCGGUGGCGGCAACGGAAAAGGUCUGUCGGCGAGCAAGAUCUCGGUGGCGGCGGAGCAGCAGCAGCUGGUGUUCUCCAAGAAGCAGGAGGUGAAGCACCUGAAGCAGACGUCGCUCUGGGGCUGCACCUUCGACACCGUCGUGGCGUCGCUGGCGAGGGCGGCGUUCAGCACCCUCGCGCGCAUCAAGCUCGUCUUCGGCGCCGCCGGGCAGCAAGAGCGCCAUCCGCCGCUGUACCGCAGCCUGACGCUCUCCUCGGCGGUCCACCCGUCCGUCGACGCGCCGCCGCCGCUGUCGCGCAAGUCCAUGUCAAUGGAGGAAAUGCUGUUCGUCGACCUGGAGGCGCCGAAACGGGGCGGUGGAUUCUUGGAGGACAGCUCGGCGGCGCUGACGCCGCCGCCGGGGACGCUGGGCGCUGCCGCGCUGGCGCCGCGUUACGCUGGGCUGGUGAUCUCGAUCGAGCGGAUGGUGAGGUCGCCGCGGCUGGUUGGCCCCGAGGAGCGGGACGAGCUGUACGGCAUGCUGACGGCGAGCGUGCGCGCGCAGCUCCGGGCGCGGCUGCGCGGCGCGGUUGCGGCGGCGGACCCGGGGCUGGCCGUGCAGUGGCGUGCGGCGCUGGUGGGGAUCCUGGCGUGGCUGUCGCCGAUGGCGCACGCGACGAUGCGGUGGCAGGCGGAGCGGAGCUUCGAGCGGCGGAACGCGGCGGCGACGGCGGACGUGCUGGUGGUGCAGACGCUGCAGAUGGCGGAGCGCGACAAGGUGGACGCGGCGGUGGUGGAGCUGCUGGUGGGGCUCAACUACGUCUGGCGGUUCGACAAGGAGAUGAGCUUCUUCGCGGUGCACCGGCAGCAGCUCACGCCGGCGGCGGAAAUGGCAAUGCAACAGUAAGACACGACGAUCGUGUUUGCUGUUUGGAUUUUCUUUCUUUCUUGGUUUCGUUCUUUCUUUUUGGCUACUAAUUAAACUCUCUCAGGUUUGCUGUACAAAUUAUUAUUAAAUUAAAGAAAGAAAGAAAGAAAGAUUAUGGGUGGAUGAUGAA
Messenger RNA from Setaria italica (foxtail millet), 2797 nucleotides. RefSeq lists its product as uncharacterized. Bases 1207 to 2646 code for a protein of 479 amino acids. Lineage: Eukaryota; Viridiplantae; Streptophyta; Magnoliopsida; Poales; Poaceae. Gene Ontology annotation, biological process: positive regulation of growth. The record is from RefSeq and is a predicted model, not a curated record. The transcript has a single exon.